Penicillium oxalicum is the source of this 1386-nucleotide messenger RNA. Its product is annotated as 5-aminolevulinate synthase. The coding region runs from base 1 to 1386 and encodes 461 amino acids. Gene Ontology annotation, cellular component: mitochondrion. NCBI's taxonomy places the organism in Eukaryota, Fungi, Ascomycota, Eurotiomycetes, Eurotiales, Aspergillaceae. Gene Ontology annotation, biological process: heme biosynthetic process. The transcript has a single exon. Gene Ontology annotation, molecular function: 5-aminolevulinate synthase activity; pyridoxal phosphate binding. The record is from RefSeq and is a predicted model, not a curated record.
AUGCUUCCAGGUUUCAAUUACGAGUCAUUCUUCACGACCCAAAUUGAGGCCAAAAAGAGAGAUCAAUCAUAUCGCUAUUUCAAAAACAUUAAUCGCCUCGUCACUGGCUUCCCCUGUGCUCACCUGAAGUCAUCUCAAAGUCAAGUGACUGUGUGGUGCUCGAAUGACUACCUGGGAAUGAGCCGCAACUCCAGUGUUCUGAAUACUAUGAGCGAAACAUUGAUGAAGUACGGUGCUGGAGCAGGGGGCGCACGGAAUAUUUCAGGCAACAACCAGCAUGUCGAGCGAAUCGAAGGCACACUGGCCGAGCUGCACCGAAAAGAAGCAGCCUUACUUUUCACAUCAUGCUAUGUGGCGAACGACUCAGCCCUGUCAACAAUUGGCUCUAAACUGCCGGGCUGCGUCAUAUUCUCAGAUAGUAUGAAUCAUGCCUCCAUGAUACAAGGCAUGCAACACUCAAAAGCUCGGGUGAUUGUUUACAGACACAACGACAUGCAAGAUCUAGCUGAGAAGUUAGCAACCGUGGCGAAAGACGUUCCGAAGAUUAUUGCCUUUGAGUCAGUGUAUUCAAUGAGUGGCACUGUGAGCGACAUCCGAACCAUCUGCGAGCUUGCUGAUCAGCACGGGGCUAUUACGUUCCUUGAUGAGGUCCAUGCCGUGGGAAUGUACGGUCCCACUGGUGCUGGUGUUGCUGAACACAUUGACUAUGAGUUCCACCUGAAAGGUUAUAGGGGUAAAACGAUAGUUGAUCGUAUCGACAUCAUCACAGGGACCCUGGGGAAAGCCUACGGUUGUAUUGGUGGUUACAUUGCCGCAAAUUCAAAGGUUGUCGAUUUCGUUCGCUCACUCGCACCGGGCUUCAUCUUUACGACUACGCUCCCGCCUGCAGUCGUGGCUGGCGCUGAAACUUCAGUUGAUUAUCAACGUCGCACGAGCGCUGAUCGCAAACUACAGCAAAUGAUUGUUCGGUCUGUUAAAGAAAAACUUCGUAACAUGGACAUUCCGGUGAUUCCGAAUCCUUCGCAUAUUGUUCCGAUUCUGAUUGGCGACGCCGAACGAGCCAGGCAAGCAUCGGAGAUGCUAUUGGAAGAUUGGGACAUCUACGUGCAAGCCAUCAACUACCCAUCUGUGCCCAAAGGCUUGGAGAGGCUGAGAAUUACUCCCUCUGCAGGACACACAAAAGAGAUGCAACUUCAUCUAUUUGCGGCGCUAGAUGAUGUGUGGAACAAGCUCGGUUUGAGACGGACAAGCGAUUGGCUUUUGUCAACGGAAGGCCAGAACCAAGAACGGAGAAGAACAAUUGAAACCUUGGACACAGAUCCGGAUCCUUUGUGGUCUGACCAAUUACUGACUGAACUAUCUCCGUCCUUGAGAUCGACUCAAUGA